Trematomus bernacchii (emerald rockcod) is the source of this 747-nucleotide messenger RNA. Its product is annotated as sterile alpha motif domain-containing protein 15-like. The record is from RefSeq and is a predicted model, not a curated record. Bases 85 to 444 code for a protein of 119 amino acids. The transcript is spliced from 3 exons. Gene Ontology annotation, molecular function: protein binding. NCBI's taxonomy places the organism in Eukaryota, Metazoa, Chordata, Actinopteri, Perciformes, Nototheniidae.
AUUUUUGACUGCACAAAAUUCACUUUAAUGUGUGAUGGAAACACUUAAUAAUACCUAGUGGCAGGUAACAGUUUCCAUGGCAACAUGCUUACAGGCAACAUGGAGUCCCUUCACUGGAGUUGUCAAGAUGUUGCAAGAUGGAUUGAGUCUUUAGGAUUCCCACAAUACAAACCAUGUUUCACAGAGAACCUCAUCACUGGAAGAAAGCUCAUUUAUGUAAAUUGCAUCUACUUGCCAAGACUUGGAAUCACAGAUUUUACAGAUAUGAAGGUCAUCUGUGCUGGUGUUCGCGAGCUUCUGGGGAUCACAGAGACCCCGUGGAGUCACAGCGUCGCUGACCCUCGAAGGGACAGCAGGGGCUUGUUCUUGGAAAAAAAGAGCAGGACAGGUGAUUGGGCGGACAAUCUCACCUACCAGCAGUUCCUGGAUGACAUGCGUCAGUGAGAAAGAAAGACAUGAAUCACAUUACAGUAAAGUGCAGGAAAAACCAAGUCAUGACAGUGUCACUUCAUUCCACCAACUGUCAGAUCCUGAUGACUCGAUUGAGACACUCGCAGGCCUUGACAUUAACACUUCCCACCAGCAAAAGUGCUUGUCUGCUGUUGCGGCUGGUGAAGAAACUGUUGUUGUACUAGUUUUUUGUGCAUGUGGCAAAAAUGAGUGAAACAGGUUUUUUUCGAGAUUAAAUAUUAGUGAUAUUAAAUGAUAAACUGUUCAAAUCAGAGAUGCAACACUGAUGAUAGAAAA